Topomyia yanbarensis is the source of this 1558-nucleotide messenger RNA. RefSeq lists its product as uncharacterized. Lineage: Eukaryota; Metazoa; Arthropoda; Insecta; Diptera; Culicidae. The coding region runs from base 1 to 1443 and encodes 480 amino acids. The transcript is spliced from 2 exons. The record is from RefSeq and is a predicted model, not a curated record.
AUGAUUACCUCUAAACGUUCGCACCAUGGAUCCUGUCCAACACUCCUCCUGCAGCGCUACGAUUCCGAAUCCGCGGUCCUUGAGAACAUCGGCGAGUACGCGGGUGCUCCCGAUGGAGAUCUGCAGUUACACGUUCCGAGCUUCCAAUCGCUAGUCCCUUUUCGUCGCAUAGCAAAUAAAAUAGUAAUUAUAUUUUGUUUUCUUUUGUCUACAACCCAGUUACUUAUCCUAGCAAUAAUGCUGCACUCCGCUCGUACGUUAGCGAUCGAGCAUCCGCAAAGUUACUCACUAUUCAAACGUGGCAUCGUGCUCGGCGAUAUGACAUACAGCUAUGCAUCCACGGAUAUGGGCUCAUCGAACGGAGGUCGUGUGAAAACGGUCACUGUCAUCAAAAACGUUGCGCUGCCCAAACCCACCAGCACGGUAUUUAGCGAUCGCACGGAGCAACUUUUCGAGUCCUACGACCUAACGGGGAACAAGCAACACGAACAGGUUCAGUACUGGCCCGCAGAUGAAACGAACAGAAUGAAAAAAAUUACCAUCAAACCACCAUCGUUCAGUAUACCUGAAACAAAAGAAUUCUCCGAAGAUGGGUUCAAACAUCCGAUCGAUCUGCUAGAAAUCGCGAAAAGCGCUGCGAAAACUCAAAAUAAAAUAAUGAAGGCUGCUCCUGGAGAUGACACUGGUCCUGUCAUGUUUCCACCGGAUGCGCAGAUGAUGAAAAAGCGGAAUAAUGGCGUUGUGAGUGUGGCCAAAGAGUACACUAGCGUGUUGACCAACGAUCAAAAGGAACGCAGUAAACCGAAAACUGCCAGUAAGCUGAGUACAAAGGUGGAAACGCCCACAAUAAAAGAAAAUCAGUACGAAAACUACAAAUUCUAUGAUCCUAGUUCCUUCUAUCAGGAUGAUUUUGAACAAAGCGAAUACGUGUAUACACCGGAAUCGAAUUCCUACGCACUGAAACAGGUGUCUAAGGCACCGACUGCAAUAAAGAAUAGGCUUAAAAAUACACAAUUCGCAUACAAAGAUCCUUCACUGCCCAGCACAACGGACUUUACCAUGUACAGCUCCAACGAUUCCACACCGGAUCUACUGUUUUCCGAACUAGCCAAUGCCGUAGCCAGCCGGAACAUUUCCAUGAUAAAGUCUUUAGCCGGGCAGCUGGACGAGCCGUAUACCUUUCCCAAGUUUGAUUUUGAAUCGCUGAAAACAGACGAAUAUGUUCCAAUAUCUUUUGAGAUAGGCCACAGUAACGUGAAUCAAGCAGAGCCCACAUCCUCCACCGAGACCAUACCCAAGCUGGAGUUUUCGGAUGAUGCAUACACUACUACUUUGACGGCGACGACGACGACAACGGCAACACCGGCAAUCAUUAAAAAGCCAUCCAAGUACAUAGCGCCGCGACUGAGAGGAAUCAAAAGGUUCUCGUCGAGAAAACAGUAGAAUUGUAGCAAUUAACUCAGUAAUUAAUAGUAAUUUAUUCUAAUAACUACAUGAUUGUUUCGAAUCACAUCCAUGAAGCGGUUUUUGUGUUGAGCAUAAAAUACAUAUUUGUUGA